AUGCAGUCUUUCAGACAUUCGGUCGCCUCGAUCCGGUGUUUCUCAACAACGUCCAGGGCUCUUGGCAAAAUCAAGGUCAAGGCUCCAAUAGUGGAGCUGGACGGUGAUGAAAUGACCAGAAUCAUCUGGGAUAUCAUCAAGAAAAAACUGAUUUUGCCCUACCUCGAUGUCGACCUCAAGUACUACGACUUGGGAAUUCUGUCCAGAGAUAAAACGAACGACCAGAUUACUAUCGACGCUGCCAAUGCCAUCAAGCAGUACGGAGUUGGUGUUAAGUGCGCCACUAUCACUCCUGACGAGGCUCGUGUCAAGGAAUUCGGACUGAAGAAGAUGUGGGUCUCGCCAAACGGAACCAUCAGAAACAUAUUGGGAGGAACUGUUUUCAGAGAGCCAAUUGUGAUUGGUGGGGAAGAUGGAGGCAUUGAAAUCCCACGCCUGGUGCCUGGUUGGCAACAGCCAAUCAUUAUUGGUAGACAUGCUCACGGUGACCAGUACAAAGCAACCGACCUGGUUAUUCCUGGAGCCGGCUCCUUGGAGCUUGUCUACACGCCUAAGGACGGUGGAGAGGUCCAGAAGUUUAAGGUGUUUGACUACAAGAGCUCAGGUGUUGGUCUUGCAAUGUACAAUACGGAUGAGAGCAUCCGAGGAUUCGCUCAUUCUUCUUUCAAGAUGGCACUGAAUAGAGGUCUCCCUCUGUACAUGUCUACGAAAAACACAAUUCUGAAGAAAUAUGACGGCAGAUUCAAAGAUAUCUUCCAGGAGAUUUAUGAAACCACGUAUAAAAAAGACUUUGAAUCAAAGGGUAUUUGGUAUGAGCACAGACUUAUCGAUGACAUGGUUGCCCAGAUGAUCAAAUCGAAGGGCGGAUUCGUUUUGGCUUUGAAGAACUAUGAUGGUGACGUUCAAUCUGACAUUGUCGCUCAAGGAUUUGGCUCUCUCGGUCUGAUGACAUCCGUCUUGAUGACUCCGGACGGAAAGGCUUUCGAGUCUGAAGCUGCUCACGGUACUGUUACUAGACACUUCAGACAGCAUCAACAAGGUAAGGAGACCUCCACCAACUCCAUUGCUUCCAUUUUCGCAUGGACAAGGGGUAUUGCUCAGAGAGGCAGAUUGGACGGCACUCCAGAAGUCGUGACUUUUGCAGAGACUUUGGAAAAAGCUGUGAUCGACACCGUUUCUCAAGACCAAAUCAUGACUAAGGACCUGGCUUUGCUGAUCAACAAGAAAGACUAUGUUUCCACCACUGGUUUCUUGGACGCUGUUGAGUCGAGACUCAAGAAAGCGCUUCCUUAA
Molecule: messenger RNA, 1293 nt
Organism: Ogataea parapolymorpha DL-1
Lineage: Eukaryota; Fungi; Ascomycota; Pichiomycetes; Pichiales; Pichiaceae
Product: Isocitrate dehydrogenase [NADP], mitochondrial
Exons: 1
Coding region: 1-1293 (430 amino acids)
Biological process (GO): isocitrate metabolic process
Cellular component (GO): mitochondrion
Molecular function (GO): isocitrate dehydrogenase (NADP+) activity; magnesium ion binding; NAD binding
Source: RefSeq, a predicted model, not a curated record